Messenger RNA from Paramecium tetraurelia, 5250 nucleotides. RefSeq lists its product as uncharacterized. NCBI's taxonomy places the organism in Eukaryota, Ciliophora, Oligohymenophorea, Peniculida, Parameciidae. The transcript is spliced from 9 exons. The record is from RefSeq and is a predicted model, not a curated record.
AUGAUAUUUGCCUUUUUUUGUUUGGCAUUUCAAGGCUAAGCCUAUUUGAGUUUAGAAUUAGGUCAGACAUAUAAUGAUGCUAUUGUGCCCUGGCAAGGUGAGACAAAUUACAAAUAUUACCAAAUUGAUAUAAAGAAAGCAAUUAGAGAUAGAGAUCUAAUAAUAGUUGUGAAGCAGCAAUCCACAAUAGGAAAUCCUGAUAUUUACAUUUCAUCCUUGGGUCAAAAGCCUAAUAAAACAUAUUCAGAAUUUCAAUGCAAUUCUCAAGGAAUGGACAUCUGCGUGAUUCCAUAACCUGAAAACAAGACUUAUUAUUUGGCAGUUUAUUGUGAAGAUUAUUGCAGAUAUAAUUUAAAGGCUGUUUAUUAAGAUGAAUUAAUGAUGACAAAUUCCGACGACUUGGAGUUUAAGUUGAAUAAUACUAGUUGGACUGAAAUAAUUAGAAUCAAUAUAAAUGAGUUAAUAUAAUACCCAGUUAAAUAGAAUUAAAAUUUAGAAGUGGCAGUAUAAAUCAAAAAUGUUGAAAUCUUGUAGGAAUCUUUCCAAUCUUUUAUGAAUUUUGGAAUGCAAAGACCAUCUCUCUAAAAAUAUGAUUACAAGGGAUUGGACACAUUCUCAGGGAUGUAGAAAUUUAAGAUUAACAACAUAAAGGCAAAUCAAACUUAUACCCUUUUAGUGGAAGCCUAAUAAGGAGCAAUUGUGUACAUAAAGACAAGGACAUAUGGAUCCACAAGGUAUAUCAAUGUGGGAGAAUCAAUUGAGGAUGUUAUUUAAGAGAAUGAAUUUGCAUUCUAUAUAUUGAAUGUUACUGCUGAUCACGAGUUGUUUUAUUCAGGAUAACUCAUUUUGAAUAUCCAGUUAAUAUCCUUCAAAGGUUAUCCAACAAUGUAUGUUAAUCUUGAUGAAAAUCCAGUAUCUUUAGAGGAUUAUUAUUGGAAAUUACAUGACGGAGUGACUGAUGACUUGAUUAUUACCAACGAAGACUUGAGUCGCUUGAAAGCCAAAGGGCUCUAUGUUUAUAUAGCCAUCUAAGCCAAAGAGUCUGUUGCAACGUUUGAAUUGAAAUCAUAAAUGCUCAACCCUGAUUUAAUGGUAAUGGAAUUAAACAAGCCAGCUAUUAGCAAGAUGAGCAAGUCUAAAUAUCAUCAAUAUAAAUUCUUUAUCAAAAGCAAUAAACAACAAAGUGUUAGUGUUAGUCUAAAAAAUAUAAGAGGAGAUGCUGACAUCGUUCUAAAACCUUGCAAUGAAUUCUGGACUUGUAUUUUUAGUGAAGAGGAACAUUAAUUUAUCAAUUCUCAGAAUUUCAAAAAUAACAUCACUGAAAAUUAAUAUUAUUACUCAUUCAAUCCUGGAAAUGACAUCAUCAUUUUCGAUUAUCUACCAGUCAAUUGCAGAUCCUAUGAGAAUGUACAUAUGUGUUUCUAUGCAAUAUUGAUCCUCCCAGGUGAGUAUAAUGUUGAUGAUGAAUUAACCUAUUCUAUUCUAAUAACAACCAAACAAGAUAACAUUAUUUUAAAAGAAAACACCCCCAUUAAACAAUUUGUAUUCCAUGAAUUCUACAACUAUUAUAAAUUCACAGUGAAUGAUGGCGAUUACAUUAAGAGAUUGUUCAUCUAAUUAACACCUAUUUAGGGAUAACCAAAGCUAUUUACAUCUAGAACUCAAAUGUCACCAACAAAAGAAGAAAAUGAACGUCAAGGUGUUCUUAAUUAAGUCCUUUAUGGAGACAACACUGAUUCAGAAUCUGUUAAUGGAACUAUAUACAUUGGAGUCUACGGAGAGACUGCUAGUUAAUAUAUUAUUACUGCAAUAGUGUACAGAAAGUAAGAAGACUGGGGGACCAUUGGUAAAUAUGCCCAUCAAUACAUAUAAUUGAUUGAAGGUUAGCCCUAAGAAAUUGUUACUGUGUAUUCUACUGAUGUUUAACUAUUCAAAAUCGAUCUAAGUGGAUACAAUGCUCAUAAUUCAGCAUCUCAAAAUCAGAUGAAAGUGUUUUUAAGAAUCAAUUCUGGGUAAUUUAAGAUGUAUGGAUUUGAUCAUCCAGAGACUGACAUUAAAACAACUAAUCUAACUGGAUCCAACUAAUUAACAUUCACCAAGGCAGCCUAUCCAUAGUAUCUAUUCAUUAGAGUUUAGAUUCAUCAUUCUUAUACUUAUCCACUCUACUCAUAUAAGAUUAAUUUUAAAGCCAGUUCCUAGCCUAUUGAAUUAGUAAUUGGAGAUAACUAUUAAGGGUUCAUAGAGCAGUCUGAUAAAUAAUUGUUCUUUGUAAACUUCUAUAAAAAGGAAGAUUUAUAUUUCAAUCUUCACCCUCAUAAUAGUGAUGAAUCCAUUUUGUCAGCCACUAUUAAAAUUUAAGAUGAUAUUAUUAUUAUGAAGGACUAAAGCAUGAUACUCAAUGCUAAUUAAAUGAAAUUUGAAAAUUGCAAGAGAACUGAAGAGAUAGUUUCAUGUUCCAUUUCUAUCGAAGUGGAAUCAAAAGAAGAUACUUAUUAUUCCUUUUUGGUCUCAAAAGAAUCCUAAAUCAUUAAUCUAUAUAAUGAAGAACCCAUCACAAAAACAAUUGCAAAUAAAUUGGAUUUUUUCACAUUUCUAAUAACUGAAGAAACAGAAAUAGCAUUAUAUUCAUUUACAGCUAACAUUAGAAUUUUAGUGAAUAUCAUUCAACUAAACCCACCAGCUUUAGAGGAUUUUCCCACUAAUGAUUACAAUUCGUAGUUUCAGUCCUUAAAUGAUAAUAUCAAAAUUGAAAGUUCUGUUUUUAUUUCCUUAGAUGAGAUCGAAAAGUUGAAUUGCAAUAAUAUUAUAUGCUAUGCUGCAGUCACUUGCACUCAGGCAGAUCCAUCAAAUAAAGAUAAUCAUGAAUAUACAAUAUUGCGAUCAUCUGGGGCGGUUAAACUAUAUGAAGGAUUUGUUUAUUCUGGUAAGAUUAGUUCAAAAAUAAUCAAAUAUUUUAAAGUAGUAGAUGUUAAAGAAUCAAUUGGUUUGCAAAUCUUUGUCGCUAAAGCUCAGAUAAAUGUGUUAAACAUAUUAGUAGGUAUUAAUUAAAUGCCAACUGAGAAGCUUUACGAUUAUACUUCUGGCUUCAAUUAUGGGGAUUAUUUAUUAAUUCCUCCAAAAGACAAUUCAGAUCAAAUCGUAACUUAUUACAUUGGUGUUUUUGCAUUUUAAGAAUAAACUAUGUCCAUUUAAGUUAAAAUGGGACUUGCACGUUUUUAUAACAUUUUAAUCCAAAAACCAUUUAGUUUAAAUCUACCUCAUAAUUCGUAAACCUUCUUAUCCUUUACUGUUGGUCCCCAUGACUCUUUUCGCAUUAUGAUAAGUUCAAAUUCUCUAAUUGAUUACAUAAAACCAAAAAUUCACAUCAAACGCUAUAAAAAGGAAGAAUAAUCAUAGGUCAUGAAUGAUAUACAACUUGAAUAUGAUUGGAAAAUAGAAGACUAUUUCUUGGAAGUUCCAAGUGUUUCAGAACAGCAUUGUGAAAAAUGCUUGUAUCUGAUGUAUUUGGAAAAUAACUAUUAGGAUAUCCAACUAACCAUUACAAUUGCGAAGAAGAAUAGCUUAAUUCAGAUGCAAGACAAUCUUGAAAUCAAGAGUUAACUAAACACCUAAGAAUUUGAUAGAUUCCUAUAUAUUCCUUAUAAUUAUGGGGAUUUCUAUUUGAAUGUGACAGUUUUUAAAGGGAAAAUCUAUUUGUUCGAAAAAAAAACUGACUUUGAUAAAGACUAUUCUGUACAUCGUCUAUCUCUUGAAGAAAAUGACGGGACAGUCGAUUAUUUGAACAACUAAGUAGCUAGUCGGGAGGGUAUUCAUGCCAAUCGCUCCUUGUUUAUAAGCAAUGUGAAACCAAAAUACAAUCUAUCAGUGUAUGAAUUCAAAGUAUUUUCUAACUCCUCCUCUUAAACAGUUUACUAAAUUGAAAUCAUAGAUUAAAAUCAAGCAAUUGAAUUGAAAGUUGGGCAGCCUUAAUUAAUUAAGAUUAAUUUACAACAAUAGGCUCGAUUAUACUUUGUUAUUCCGAAUAAAAUUGAUAAUUACAGUGACGACUACUAUUCUAUAAUAAUUGAAAUUGCAGCUGUUGUAUAUGAUAAAAUUAUUCGCGCACCAGGAGUAACCUUGAAACAAGAUAGAUACAACAAUCGUGACAUUCAAUCUGAUUAUCAUGAUUUUGUUGAUGUUUAAAUAUCUCUCCUACAAGAAUUAGAUACAAUUACUUAUAUCUAGAUACCUAGUAUACCAGGUCUCUAUUUCCUGACCUUAACUCCAUUGGAAAUGGCUCAUUACCCCUACUCUAUAAUGUUGGGAAACAAAGAUUUUAAUAUCCUAACACCUAAGUCAAAUAGGCUGAUUAGAGCAAAAGUUGGUGAAUAAUCAAUCUGGGAAAUUCACCUUCAAGAGACCUCUAAUCUAUUUAUACAAGCUUAAUUGUGUGGAGGAAUUGUCAACAUUUUUGGGAGUUCCUCUAGAGACGAUCUCAAUUUGGGUUUUUAUCAAGACAAAAUAGACUCCAUACAAGAUAAACAAUUAAUUGGAACAAUUCAAUCUGUCAAGCCUAAUAUUUAUUACUUAAAUGCUAAAACUAUCAAAAGUACAACAUCUAAGGACUUUAUUUCUUUUAUAUUAAGAUUGGACAUUAUAAAAAAUGACACUGAAAUUCCUACAGAUCAUUUCUAUCCUGGAGAUGGGGGAGAGUUUAAAUUAUCUUAUACAGAUAAUUAUUUGUAUGCCUACUUCUCUCCAAUUUAAUCUUCUGAAAAGUCAAGUUAAAAUUAUGUAUUAGAGAGCAUUACUUAUACUUUCAUCUAUUAAAACCAGAAUUUAAGUGAUAAUGCGCAAUUAGAUAAAUGCAAUCAAAAUGCCCAAUAUCAUUCGUUGACUAUCAAAAGAAGUAAACAUAACCCUUUAACUACUCUGACCUAAAAAAAUUAUCAUGGAUCUGAUAUUCAAAAAGUGCUAGCCACCAUAUAAGCCACUGUGAAUAUAAAGACUAAAAAUUAUGAGAGAUUAAAAUUAUCGUACUUCUAUAAAACACAAAUAUUGGAAUAAAACAUAUUAACAAAUUCAUAUGCUGACGAAAUUACAAGGGGAAUGUUUAUCGUUUUGAUAACAGUGUUAUUAGCUGGAUUAUUCUUAUUGAUCAUCAAAUAUAGAAAUCUUAGAUCGAUGACUAAAUAUGAAGCUUAAACUUAAGUGUCUAAUCCACCACAAGAACAGUAAAUUGAGAUGCAUUAUACAAAUUUAAGUUUGUGA